This is a messenger RNA of Orcinus orca (killer whale), 10539 nucleotides long. It is a transcript of the gene ATP11B, whose product is annotated as ATPase phospholipid transporting 11B (putative). Gene Ontology annotation, molecular function: ATP binding; magnesium ion binding; ATPase-coupled intramembrane lipid carrier activity. The record is from RefSeq and is a predicted model, not a curated record. Lineage: Eukaryota; Metazoa; Chordata; Mammalia; Artiodactyla; Delphinidae. Gene Ontology annotation, cellular component: endoplasmic reticulum; trans-Golgi network; recycling endosome. The coding region runs from base 281 to 3919 and encodes 1212 amino acids. Gene Ontology annotation, biological process: phospholipid translocation. The transcript has 31 exons.
UUGUGGCGGUACUGCGGGUGAGAACGGUCAAUAAUGAAGGUGGCUGCGGCGCGGCAGCGGACUCAGCUGCGCCGGGCGGGGGCGGCGCCGGGACCGCGCCUGUAGGACCUCGGGGCCGGCGCGGCGAGAUGGGGCCCCGGCGCGGGGAGUGAGGCGAGCGCGACGGCGAGCGGAACUUCAGCCGAAGGGGCUCUCCUGCUUCCCCCUCUGGCUCUUCGGCCUCCACCUGCAGCCCCUCGGCCCCCGCGUCCCGCGGGACCGGGACGGCAACGGCGGGGGCAUGUGGCGCUGGGUCCGGCAGCAGCUGGGUUUUGACCCACCACAUCAAAGUGACACAAGAACUAUUUACAUAGCCAACAGGUUUCCUCAGUAUGGCCUUUACACACCUCAGAAAUUUAUAGAUAACCGAAUCAUUUCAUCUAAGUAUACUGUGUGGAAUUUUGUUCCAAAAAAUUUAUUUGAACAAUUCAGAAGAGUGGCAAACUUUUAUUUUCUUAUUAUAUUUUUGGUUCAGCUUAUGAUUGAUACACCUACCAGUCCAAUUACCAGUGGACUCCCGUUAUUCUUUGUGAUAACAGUAACAGCCAUAAAGCAGGGAUAUGAAGAUUGGUUAAGACAUAACUCAGAUAAUGAAGUAAAUGGAGCUCCUGUUUAUGUUGUUCGAAGUGGUGGCCUUGUAAAAACUAGAUCAAAAAACAUUCGGGUGGGUGAUAUUGUUCGAGUAGCCAAAGAUGAAAUUUUCCCUGCAGAUUUGGUGCUUCUGUCCUCAGAUCGACUUGAUGGUUCUUGUCACGUUACAACUGCUAGCUUGGAUGGAGAAACUAACCUGAAGACCCAUGUGGCAGUUCCAGAAACAGCAGUAUUACAGACAGUUGCCAAUUUGGACACUCUUAUAGCUGUGAUAGAAUGUCAGCAACCAGAAGCAGACUUGUACAGAUUCAUGGGACGAAUGAUAAUAACUCAACAAAUGGAAGAAAUUGUAAGACCUCUGGGGCCAGAGAGUCUCUUGCUUCGUGGAGCCAGAUUAAAAAACACAAAAGAAAUUUUUGGUGUUGCUGUGUAUACUGGAAUGGAAACUAAGAUGGCAUUAAAUUACAAGAGCAAAUCACAGAAACGAUCUGCAGUAGAAAAGUCAAUGAAUACAUUUUUGAUAAUUUAUCUAAUAAUUCUUAUUUCUGAAGCCAUCAUCAGUACUAUCUUGAAAUAUACAUGGCAAGCUGAAGAAAAAUGGGAUGAACCUUGGUAUAACCAAAAAACAGAACAUCAAAGAAAUAGUAGUAAGAUUCUGAAAUUUAUUUCAGACUUCCUUGCUUUUUUGGUACUCUACAAUUUCAUCAUUCCAAUUUCAUUAUAUGUGACAGUUGAAAUGCAGAAAUUUCUUGGAUCAUUUUUUAUUGGCUGGGAUCUUGAUCUCUAUCAUGAAGAAUCAGAUCAGAAAGCUCAAGUCAAUACUUCUGAUCUGAAUGAAGAACUUGGACAGGUCGAGUAUGUGUUUACAGACAAAACUGGUACACUGACCGAAAACGAGAUGCAGUUUCGGGAAUGUUCAAUUAAUGGUAUAAAAUACCAAGAAAUCAAUGGUAGACUUGUAUCUGAAGGACCAACACCAGACUCUUCAGAUGGAAACUUAUCUUAUCUUAGUAGUUUAUCCCAUCUUAACAACUUAUCCCAUCUUGCAACCAGUUCCUCUUUUAGAACCAGUCCUGAAAAUGAAACUGAACUAAUUAAAGAACAUGAUCUCUUCUUUAAAGCAGUCAGUCUCUGUCACACUGUGCAGAUUAGCAGUGUUCAGACUGAUGGAAUUGGUGAUGGUCCCUGGCAAACCAACCUUGCACCCUCCCAGUUGGAGUACUAUGCAUCUUCACCAGAUGAAAAGGCUCUCGUGGAAGCUGCUGCAAGAUUUGGCAUUGUAUUUAUUGGCAAUUCUGGAGAAACUAUGGAAGUUAAAACACUUGGAAAACUGGAACGGUACAAACUGCUUCAUAUUCUGGAAUUUAAUUCAGAUCGUAGAAGAAUGAGUGUAAUUGUUCAGGCACCUUCAGGUGAGAAACUUUUAUUUGUUAAAGGAGCCGAAUCAUCAGUUCUCCCGGAAUGUAUAGGUGGAGAAAUAGAAAAAACAAGAAUUCAUGUAGAUGAAUUUGCUUUGAAAGGGCUAAGAACUCUGUGUAUGGCCUAUAGAGAGUUUACACCUAAGGAGUAUGAGGAAAUAGAUAGACAUUUAUUUGAAGCCAGGACUGCCUUGCAGCAACGGGAAGAGAAAUUGGCAGAUGUCUUCCAGUUCAUAGAGAAAGACCUGAUAUUACUGGGAGCUACAGCAGUAGAAGACAAACUACAAGAUAAAGUUCGAGAAACUAUUGAAGCAUUGAGAAUGGCUGGUAUCAAAGUAUGGGUACUUACUGGAGAUAAACAUGAAACAGCUGUUAGUGUGAGUUUGUCAUGUGGACAUUUUCACAGAACCAUGAACAUCCUUGAACUUAUAAACCAGACGUCAGACAGUGAAUGUGCUGAAAAGUUGAGGCAGCUUGCCAGAAGAAUUACAGAGGACCAUGUGAUUCAGCAUGGUCUGGUGGUGGAUGGGACCAGUCUGUCUCUUGCACUCAGGGAACAUGAAAAACUAUUUAUGGAAGUUUGUAAAAAUUGUUCAGCUGUAAUGUGCUGUCGUAUGGCACCACUGCAGAAAGCAAAGGUAAUAAGACUGAUAAAAAUCUCACCUGAGAAGCCUAUAACAUUGGCUGUUGGCGAUGGUGCUAAUGAUGUAAGCAUGAUACAAGAAGCACAUGUUGGCAUAGGAAUCAUGGGUAAAGAAGGAAGACAGGCUGCAAGGAACAGUGACUAUGCAAUAGCUAGAUUUAAAUUUCUCUCCAAAUUGCUUUUUGUUCAUGGUCAUUUUUAUUAUAUUAGAAUAGCUACCCUUGUACAGUAUUUUUUUUAUAAGAAUGUGUGCUUUAUCACACCCCAGUUUUUAUAUCAGUUCUACUGUUUGUUUUCUCAACAGACAUUGUAUGACAGCGUGUACCUGACUUUAUACAAUAUUUGUUUUACAUCCCUGCCUAUUCUGAUAUAUAGUCUGUUGGAACAGCAUAUAGACCCUCAUGUGUUACAGAACAAGCCCACUCUCUAUCGAGACAUUAGUAAAAACCGUCAACUAAGCAUGAAAACAUUUCUUUAUUGGACCAUCUUGGGUUUCAGUCAUGCCUUUAUUUUCUUUUUUGGAUCCUAUUUUCUGAUAGGGAAAGAUACAUCUCUGCUUGGAAAUGGCCAGAUGUUUGGAAAUUGGACAUUUGGUACCUUGGUCUUCACAGUCAUGGUUAUUACAGUCACAGCAAAGAUGGCUUUGGAAACUCAUUUUUGGACCUGGAUCAAUCAUCUUGUUACCUGGGGAUCUAUUUUAUUCUAUUUUGUAUUUUCUUUGUUUUAUGGAGGGAUUCUCUGGCCAUUUUUGAGCUCCCAGAAUACGUACUUUGUAUUUAUUCAGCUCUUGUCAAGUGGUUCUGCUUGGUUUGCCAUAAUUCUCAUGGUUGUUACAUGCCUAUUUCUUGAUAUUGUGAAGAAAGUAUUUGACCGACAGUUUCAUCCUACAAAUAUUGAAAAGGCACAGCUUACUGAAACAAAUUCAAGUAUCAAGUGCUUGGACUCCAUGUGCUGUUUCUCAGAAGGAGAAACAGCGUGCGCAUCUGUUGGAAGAAUGCUGGAACGAGUAAUAGGAAGGUGUAGUCCGUCCCAUGUCAGCAGGUUUUCCUUUGUGGUUACCAUGAGGUUUACAUAUAACAAAACAGUCCUUGAAGUUGAUAACAACUUAAUCAGAAAACAUACGCUGAAUGAUUCCAGACCUCGGGAAUAUAUUAAAACCCAGCAUUUGAUAUAUCUUGGUGAAUGUUCCAAGUGCACAUCAAGACUUUGUUUCUGGUUCUGCAUUUAAAGAGCUGGAAGUCACCACUCCAUCCUAGCAGCAAGUAAGAAGUUGAACAGGUAUUUUAAAACUUCUUGAAUUCAAAACAGACUGGAGGACAGAGGACAAACUGCUGCCCCAUAUUGGAAAGGCAGGCAAAUACAAAGACUGGAAAAAAAAAAAAAAACCAAUAUAUUAUGCAAGUACUUUGGUACAAUUACAAACGGUAUAACAUAUGUACAAUGGUAAUAUCAAUAAAAGAAAUAAAGGAAAAGAUGAAAUAUUUCAAACAACAACAGAUUUCCCCCAAGUUAAUGUCAGACACCAAACCACAGAUCCAGGAAACUCAGAGAUCACCAAGCUAAUCUGAAGGAAGCCAGAGGUAAGAAACAUUUUAUCUACAGAGGAACAAAGAUAAAUAUCACAUCUAACUUCUCAGAAGCCAUGUGAGCAAGAAAAAAAUGGAGUGAACUAUUUAAAUUUUUGAGAAAAAAAUAUCACCAACAUAGAUAUCUGUACUCUGCAAAACUGUUCUUUCAAAACUAAAGAAAUAAACACUUUCUCAAACAAAAACUGAUGGAAUUUGUUGCCAGUACACUCACCAUAUAAAGAGAAUGAAUGUAAUAUAGGUCAAAAACGCAGAUCUAUAUAAAAUAAGGAAGAGCAAUGAAGAAGGAAUAACUGAAGGUAAAAUAAAAGCUUUUAUUUUUAGUUGAUCUAACAGAUAACAGUUUCUUCCAAAUGCCAACAAUGUAUUCGAUUAUGUAUGCUUAGGUAUUUGUGUUAUGAAUAUGUAUGCUAAUGUAUAUGCUUAUAUAUAAGUGAAAUGAAUAACAGCAGUGAUACAAAGAACGGGAAGAAGGAUUUAGGAUUAUUUUAUUACUAUAAGGUACACUACCUGUGAUGUGUUAUUUGACAGAAUUGGAUUAGCUUUAAUUGUAUAUACAAAUUCUAGGGCACCCACUAAAAACAAGGUGGGAAAUAAAGUAUAACUAAUAUGCUAAGAAAGGAGAGAAAUGGAAUCAUAGAAAAUGCUAUUAAAACUACAAAAGCCAGAAAAAGAAUCAAAGACAAAAAUAGAACAAGGGCAACAAAUAGAAACAGUAAUGCCUAUGAUAGUAAUAGAAAUGUAUCAGUAAUGUUAUUUAAUCAGUAUGUUAUUUAAAUGUACCUAUUUAAAAAUAGAGAUUAGAGUGGAUCUAAAAACAUGACCAAACAAACAAUAUGUUAUCUACAAGAAACCCAUUUUAAAUACAAAGACAUAUAGAUUAAAUGUAAAUGGAUGGACUUCCCAGUGGUCCAGUGGUUAAGACUUUGCCUUCCAAUGCAGGGGGUGCAGGUUUGAUCCCUGGUCAUGGAGCUAAGAUCCCAUAUGCCUCAGGGCCAAAAAAAAAACAUAAAAGCAAUAUUGUAACAAAUGCAAUAACGAUUUUAAAAAUGGUCCUGGUCCACACCGAAAAAUCUUUAAAAAAAAAAUAAAUGGAUAGAAAUACACCACACUAAUGCUAAUCGAAAGAAAGCAAGAGCAGCUAUAUAAUUUUCAAGAAGAGCAGAUUUCAAAGCAAGGAACAUUUUCAGUAAUAAGGGCACUAGAUAAUGACAAAGGGAAGAUACAACAACUUUAUGAAGCUAUAAAAGAAGAUAUAACAAAUUUAAUGUGCAUGUGCCUCAAAACAGCAUCAAACUAUGUGAAGGAAAAACUAAUAGAAAUACAUAAAUUCACUGUCAGACUUGGAGAUUUCAACAACCCUGAUCAGAAGUGGACAGAUCCAAGCCAAAAAUCAGGAUAUAGUUGGACUAAACAACGUCAUCAAUCAACUGGAUAAAAUGGACAUCUAUAGACUGCUUUAUCCAACAACAGAAUACAAAGUCUUCUCAAGCUCACAUUAAACAUUCACCAAGAUAGACCACAUCUGGGACAUAAAACACACCUUUAAAAGAAUAGAAAUUAUGCAAUAUCUGCUCUCAGACCACAGUACAAUUAAACUAGAAAUAAGUAACAAGAAGAUAACUGGAAAAUUCUAAAAUACAUGGAGAUUAAGCAAUACUUCUAAAAAACACAAGAGUCAAUCAAAGAAGAAAUCUCCUCCAAGAGAAAUUUUUAAAAUAUUUUGAACUAAAUGAAAACACAACUUACCAAAAUUUGUGGGAUGCAGCAAAAGCAGUGUUUAGAAGGAAAUUUAUAACAUUAAAUGUAUAUAUUAGAAAAGAUACAAAAUUAAUAAUUAAAUAUCCACUUUAGGAAACCAGAAAGAGAAGGGCAAAUUAUAUCCAAAGUCAGCAGAAGAAAAGACAUAGUAAGAACUACAGCAGAAAUUAAUGAAAUUGAAAACAGGAUAUCAAUAGAGAAAAUGAGUGAAACCAAAAUCUGGUUCUUUGAAGGAAGCAAUAAAAUUGAUAAAUCUCUAGCCAGGCUAACUGAGGAAAAAAGGAAGGGAAACAAAUACUAAUAUCAGAACUGAAAGAGGAGACAUCACUACAGAUCCCAAAGACGUUAAAAGGAUAAUAAAGGAAGAUUCUGAACAACUCUAUGGCCACAAAUGUGAUUACCUAGAAUAAACAGACCAAUUCCUUUAAAUACACAAUUGUCAGGGAACCUACAAGAUGGCAGAGGAGUAAGACAUGGAGAUCACCUUCCUCCCCACAAAUACAUCAAAAAUACAUCUACAUGUGAAACAACUCCUACAGAACACCUACUGAACGCUGGCAGAAGACCUCAGACUUCCCAAAAGGCAAGAAAAUCCCCACGUACCUGGCCAUGUGGCUGACAGGGUCUUAGUGCUCCAGCCUGGUGUCAGGCCUGAGCCUCUGAGGUGGGAGAGCCGAGUUCAGGACAUUGGACCACCAGAGACCUCCCGGCCCCACGUAAUAUCAAUCGUUGAGAGCUCUCCCAGAGAUCUCCAUCUCAGCAGUAAGACCCAGCUCCACCCAAUGGCCAGCGAGCUCCAGUGCUGGAUACCCCAUGCCAAACAAUUAGAAAGACAGGAACACAACCCCACCCAUUAUCAGAGAGGCUGCCUAAAAUCAUACUAAGUUCACAGACCUGCCCUGCCCACCAGAAAGACAAGAUCCAGCCCCACCCACCAGAACACAGGCACCAGUCCCCUCCACCAGGAAGCCUACACAAGCCACUGAACCAACCACAUCCACUGGGGGCAGACAGCAAAAACAAGGGAACUAUGAACCAGCAGCCUGUGAAAAGGAGACCCCAAACAGUAAGUUAAACAAAAUGAGAAGAAAGAAAUAUGCAGCAGAUGAAGGAGCAAGGUAAAAUCACACCAGACCAAACAAAUGAAGAAGAAAUAGGCAGUCUACCUGAAAAAGAAUUCAGCGUAAUGAUAGUAAAUAUGAUCCAAAAUCUUGGAAAUAGAGUGGAGAAAAUACAAGAAACGUUUAACAAGGACCUAGAAGAACUAAGAGCAAAAAAACCCAAUGAUGAACAACACAAUAAAUGAAAUUUAAAAUUCUCUAGAAGGAAUCAAUAGCAGAAGAACGGAUAAGUGACCUGGAAGAUAAAAUAGUGGAAAUGACUACCACAGAACUGAAUAAAGAGAAAAGAAUGAAAAGAAUUGAAGACAGUCUCAGAGACCUCUGGGACAACAUUAAAUGCACCAACAUUCAAAUUAUGGGGGUCCCAGAAGAAGAAGAAGAAAAGAAAGUGUCUGAGAAAAUAUUUGAAGAGAUUAUAGUUGAAAACUUCCCUAAUAUGGAAAGAAAAUAGUCAAUCAAGUCCAGGAAGCACAGAGAGUCCCAUACAGGAUGAACCCAAAGAGAAACACACCAAGACACAUAUUCAUCAAACUAUCAAGAAUUAAACACAAAGAAAAAAUAUUAAAAGCAGCAGGAAAAAGCAACAAAUAACAUACAAGGGAAUCCCCAUAAGGUUAACAGCCGAUCUUCUAGCAAACACUCUGCAAGCCAGAAGGGAGCAACAGGACAUAUUUAAAGAGAUGAAAGGAAAACACUUGCAACCAAUAUUACUCUACCCAGCAAGGAUCUAAUUCAGAUUCAGUGGAGAAAUUAAAACCUUUACAGACAAGCAAAAGUUACGAGAAUUCAGCACCACCAAACCAGCUUUACAACAAAUGCUAAAGGAACUUCUCUAGGCAGGAAGCACAAGAGAAGGAAAAGACCUACAAUAACAAACCCAAAACAAUUAAGAAAGUGACAAUAGGAACAUACAUACUGAUAAUUACCUUAAAUGUAAAUGGAUUAAAUGCUCCAACCAAAAGACAUAGACUGGCUGAAUGGAUACAGAAACAAGACCUGUAUAUAUGCUGUCUACAAGAGACCCAGUUCAGACCUAGGGACACAUACGGACUGAAAGUGAGGGGAUAGAAAAACAUAUUCCAUGCAAAUGGAAAUCAAAAGAAAGCUGGAGUAGCAAUUCUUAUAGUAGAAAUAAUAGACUUUAAAAUAAAGACUAUUACAAGAGACAAAGAAGGAUACUACAUAAUGAUCAAAAUAUAACAACUGUAAAUAUUUAUGCACCCAACAUAGAAGCACCUCAAUACAUAAGACAAAUGCUAACAGCCAUUAAAGGGGAAAUCGACAGUAACACAGUUAUAGUAAGGGACUUUAACACCCCACUUUCACCAAUGGACAGAUCAUCCAAAAUGAAAAUAAGGAAACACAAGCUUUAAAUGACACAUUAGACAAGAUGGACUUAAUGGAUAUUUAUAGGACAUUUCCAUCCAAAAACAACAGAAUACACUUUCUUCUCAAGUGCUCAUGGAACAUUCUCCAAAAUAGAUCAUACCUCGUGUCACAAAUCAAGCCUCAGUAAAUUUAAGAAAAUUGAAAUCGUAUCAAAUACCUUUUCUGACCAAAACGCUAUGAGACUAGAUAUCCAUUACAGGAAAAAAAAACUGUAAAAUAUACAAACACAUGGAGGCUAAACAGUACACUACUAAAUAACCAAGAGAUCACACUAAAGAAACCAAAGAGGAAAUCAAAAAAUACCUAGAAAAAGAUGACAAUGAAAACACAAUGACCCAAAAUCGAUGGAAUGCAGCAAAAGCAGUUCUAAGAGAGAAGUUUAUAGCAAUACAAUCCUACCUCAGUAAACAAGAAAAAUCUCAAGUAAGCAACCUAAAUUUACAGCUAAAGCAAUUAGAGAAAGAAGAACAACAAAAAGUUAGCAGAAGGAGAGGGCUUCCUUGGCAGCAUAGUGGUUGAGAGUCCGCCUGCCGAUGCAGGGGACACGGGUUCGUGCCCCGGUCCGGGAAGAUCCCACAUGCCAUGGAGCAGCUGAGCCCGUGAGCCACGGCCGCUAAGCCUGUGCGUCCAGAGCCUGUGCUCCACAAUGGGAGAGGCCACAGCGGUGAGAGGCCUGUGUACCGCAAAAAAAAAAAAAAAAAAAAAAAAAAAAAAGGAAAGAAAUAAAGAUCAGAUCAGAAAUAAAUGAAAAAGAAAUGAAGAAAACGAUAGCAAAGAUCAAAAAACUAAAACCUGGUUCUUUGAGAAGAUAAACAAAAUUGAUAAACAAUUAGCCAAACUCAUCAGGAAAAAAAGGUAGAAGACUCAAAUCAACAGAAUUAGAAAUGUAAAAGGAGAAAUAACAACUGACACUGCAGAAAUACAAAGGACCAUGAGAGAUUACUACAAGCAACUAUAUGCCAGUAAAAUGGACAACCUGGAAGAAACAAAUUCUUAGAAAAGCACAAUCUUCCGAGACUGAACCAGGAAGAAAUAGAAAAUAUGAACAGACCAAUCAAAAGCACUGAAUUUGAAACUGUGAUUAAAAAUCUUCCAACAAACAAAAGCCCAGGACCAGAUGGAUUCACAGGCGAAUUCUAGCAAACAUUUAGAGAAGAGCUAACACCUAUCAUUCCCAAACUCUUCCAAAAUGUAGCAGAGGAACACUCCCAAACUUGUUCUACGAGGCCACCAUCACCCUGAUACCAAAACCAGACAAAGAUGUCACAAAAAAAGAAAACUAAAGGCCAAUAUCACUGAUGAACAUAGAUGCAAAAAUACUCAACAAAAUACUACCAAACAGAAUCCAACAGCAAAUUAACAGGAUCAUACACCAUGAUCAAGUGGGAUUUAUUCCAGGGAUGCAAGGAUUGUUCAAUAUACACAAAUCGAUCAACAUGAUACUCCAUAUUAACAAAUUGAAGGAUAAAAACUAUAUGAUAAUUUCAAUCGAUGCAGAAAAAGCUUUUGACAAAAUUCCACACCCAUUUAUGAUAAAAACUCUCCAGAAAGUAGGCACAGAGGGAACCUACCUCAACAUAAUAAAGGCCAUAUAUGACAAACCCACAGCCAACAUCGUUCUCAGUGGUGAAAAAAAUGAAAUCAUUUCCACUAAGAUCAGGAACAGGACAAGUUUGCCCACUCUCACCACUAUUAUUCAACAUAGUUUUGGACGUUUUAGCCACAGCAAUCAGAGACAAAAAAGAAAUAAAAGGAAUCCAAAUUGGAAAAGAAGUAAAACUGUCACUGUUGCAGAUGAUAUGAUACUAUACAUAGAGAAUCCUAAAGAUGCUACCAGAAAACUACUAGAGCUAAUCAAUGAAUUUGGUAAAGUAGCAGGAUACAAAAUUAAUGCACAGAAAUCUCUUGCAUUCCUAUACACUAACAACGAAAAAUCUGAAAGAGAAAUUAAGGAAACAAUCUCAUUCACCAUUGCAAUAAAAAGAAUAAAA